Microthlaspi erraticum is the source of this 1530-nucleotide messenger RNA. NCBI's taxonomy places the organism in Eukaryota, Viridiplantae, Streptophyta, Magnoliopsida, Brassicales, Brassicaceae. The record is from the annotation of a GenBank genome assembly.
AUGAUUUUUUUCUGUUUGUCGUUUCAGGUUUAUGAAAAGGGAGCUGAGGUUGUGAGGAUGUACAAAACUCUACUAGGAACUGAGGGGUUCCGAAAGGGAAUGGAUCUCUAUUUCCAAAGACAUGAUGAGCAAGCUGUGACUUGUGAAGACUUCUAUGCUGCUAUGCGUGAUGCAAACAAUGCAGAUUUUGCCAAUUUCUUGCAAUGGUACUCUCAAGCUGGAACACCAGUUGUCAAAGUAGCCUCCUCUUACAAUGCUGAAGCUCGUACCUUCUCUUUGAAAUUCAGUCAGGAGAUACCGCCGACUCCGGGCCAGCCAACAAAAGAAGCUACAUUUAUUCCGGUGGUUGUUGGUCUUCUGGACUCAAGUGGGAAAGACAUUACACUUUCCUCUGUUUCUCAUGAUGGUACACAACAGGCCAUUUCAAGCACCAGCACAAUACUUAGAGUCACUAAGAAAGAAGAAGAGUUUGUGUUCUCUGAUAUAUCAGAAAAACCUGUUCCGUCACUAUUUAGGGGAUUCAGUGCCCCAGUUCGUGCUGAGACUGAUCUCUCUAACGAUGACUUGUUCUUCCUCCUAGCACAUGAUUCAGACGAAUUCAAUCGAUGGGAGGCGGGUCAAGUUCUGGCAAGGAAGCUCAUGCUGAACUUAGUUUCUGAUUUCCAGCAAAACAAACCUUUGGCUCUAAACCCAAAGUUCGUGCAAGGUCUCGGCAGUGUGCUCUCUGACUCGAGCCUGGACAAGGAAUUUAUAGCCAAAGCUAUAACACUGCCUGGGGAGGGAGAGAUCAUGGACAUGAUGGCCGUGGCGGAUCCUGAUGCUGUCCAUGCUGUUAGGAAGUUUGUUAGAAAGCAGCUUGCAUCUGAACUUAAAGCUCAGCUUCUAAAGAUUGUUGAGAGCAAUAGGAGCACGGAAGCUUAUGUCUUUGACCACCUAAACAUGGCGAGGCGUGCUUUGAAGAAUACAGCUCUAGCUUAUCUUGCAUCUCUGGAGGAGCCAGAGUUUGUGGAACUUGCAUUGAGUGAAUACAAGACAGCCACAAAUUUGACCGACCAGUUCGCAGCUUUGGCAGCUCUUGCCCAAAACCCGGGCAAAACCCGUGACGACGUUCUUGCUGACUUCUAUAACAAGUGGCAGGGAGAUUACUUGGUUGUUAACAAAUGGUUCCUCCUUCAAUCAACAUCUGACAUUCCUGGCAAUGUGGAGAAUGUCAAGAAGCUUUUGGACCACCCAGCUUUUGAUCUGCGCAAUCCGAACAAGGUUUACUCGCUUAUUGGAGGAUUCUGCGGUUCUCCGGUGAAUUUCCAUGCGAAAGAUGGAUCAGGUUACAAGUUCUUGGGUGACAUUGUUGUCCAGUUAGACAAAUUGAAUCCUCAGGUUGCUUCUCGUAUGGUGUCUGCCUUUUCGAGGUGGAAGCGCUACGAUGAAACCCGGCAAGCUCUAGCCAAGGCGCAAUUGGAGAUGAUAAUGUCAGCGAAUGGAUUGUCUGAGAAUGUCUUUGAGAUUGCUUCCAAGAGUUUGGCUGCUUGA